Messenger RNA from Arabis nemorensis, 345 nucleotides. Lineage: Eukaryota; Viridiplantae; Streptophyta; Magnoliopsida; Brassicales; Brassicaceae. The record is from the annotation of a GenBank genome assembly.
AUGACCAAUCUGCUUGUCCUGAGAAAAUACGAGAGGAUGUUGCAGCUAAGAAGAAUCCAAGCCUCAACAUCACAUGCUAAGAUAGUAUAUAAAGGGAAUAGUAGAGAGGUUCUGGCAGAUGUAGACAAUGAGGCUGAUCUCAACUCUACGAAGCUCUGGGCAAGUAAAAAGACUCAAUCUGACCCUACCUUAGGACAGCAUAUGGGGAAGGCGAAGCAGAAAUGGGUUGUUGUAGAGGAGGAGGAAGCUCCAAACGCACAGGCGAAUCCAUAUGUACUCCGAGACCAGGGAGUAAGGGUAAAGGCAAAGAGGAAACCUGCACCAGGCAAGAGCAGUCAGACUUGA